Molecule: messenger RNA, 1584 nt
Organism: Penicillium canescens
Lineage: Eukaryota; Fungi; Ascomycota; Eurotiomycetes; Eurotiales; Aspergillaceae
Product: M14 family metallopeptidase
Exons: 2
Coding region: 1-1584 (527 amino acids)
Biological process (GO): proteolysis
Molecular function (GO): metallocarboxypeptidase activity; zinc ion binding
Source: RefSeq, a predicted model, not a curated record
AUGCGUCUUCUACCCUCACUCGUGGUCGCCGCGACCUUUUGCCCUCUCAUAUCUGCCGUGCCCGCAGGCUCCAGCAUCACCCCACCGCCGCCCCUCCAGCCUGUCCACCUCAUUACUCAUUCUGACCCACGCCGCCCAUGGACUCGGCUGCGCGAUUGGGUAAUCGGUUCGAUCUGGGGUAUUGAUCCCAAGCAUUGUUCAUCGAGGAAUGCAUCUCCGCCAUCUAACAUCUACGCACGAUAUGGCAGCGAUGUGGUGCUUCGAUUUCACCUGCGUCAGCCGGACGAGGCAGCCGCAUUGUCAUCCGCAUCGCAAGUGCUAUUCUUGGAUAUCUGGGCCAUCACCUCGGAAUUCGUGGAUAUCAGACUGGCAGAGGACAUGAUACCCUCAUUGCUCGACCUUCUCCCUGUCACUCUCCGCACCUCCUACACCCCCCUCAUGGAUAAUCUCGCCGACAAGAUAUACGCAACAUAUCCUGAUAAUCUCCGUAAUAAUUUGGACCUCGGGCCAGGAACUAUAUCACCAGGGCGCAAGACAACGACAAUCGGCGACCUCUUCUUCCAAGAAUACCAGCCGCUGUCCGUUAUUACGCAAUGGAUGCGCUUGAUGGCAUCGAUGUUCUCCUCGCAUGUGCGUAUGACUAGCAUAGGUCUUUCCUACGAGGGCCGCGACAUCCCAGCCCUGCGACUUGGGAUGUCCGAAACAGAUAACAAAUCCGGGCCCCGUAAGACGAUCGUCGUCAUGGGUGGCUCCCACGCCAGAGAAUGGAUCAGCACAUCCACAGUGACAUACGUGGCCUACAGUCUCAUCACAUAUUACGGGUACUCCCCUGCCGUAACACGCUUGUUGCACGAGUACGACUGGGUCCUAAUUCCUACCCUCAAUCCAGACGGAUACGUCUACUCAUGGGAAUCAGAUCGUCUGUGGCGUAAGAACCGCCAGCCGACGGGUCUCCCACUGUGUCCCGGCGUCGACCUGGACCGCGCCUGGGACUUUGAGUGGGAUGGCGAGUCAACUCACUCGAACCCCUGCUCCGAGAAUUACGCCGGCGCAGAGCCAUUUGAAGCACGGGAAUCGCAGCGCCUGGCGCAGUGGGCCCAGAAUGAGACAGCUCAUGGCCGGGUUGACAUCGUCGGCUUCAUUGACCUGCACUCUUACUCUCAGCAGAUCCUCUACCCAUACUCAUACAGCUGCUCAGCCAUACCCCCAACCCUCGAGACUCUCGAGGAACUCGCCUUGGGUCUCGCCAAAACCAUCCGCCAGACCUCGCACGAGUCCUAUGACGUUACCUCGGCAUGCGAGGGGAUCUUGACCAGUGGUGCAGCUACUGGAGUUACUUCCGGUGGUAGCGCUCUAGACUGGUUCUACCAUAAAUUGCAUGCCACGUACUCUUAUCAGAUCAAACUUCGGGACCGGGGUAGCUAUGGGUUCCUUUUGCCCUCGGAACAUAUCAUUCCCACCGGAAAGGAGAUCUUCAACUCCUUAUUGACAUUCGGAAAGUUCAUGUGGGGUGAAGAAGCCUCGGAUAUUACCUUUGAAGACAUGAUGAUGGGCGGUCAAGUGCCCCUGGCGGAUAAGGUAUGA